AAAUAAAAAUAUGAUGAACCCAACAAGAAGUCUUUGACUUACAGUACCAUACCCACCUUCCUUUCCUUAGUCUUACCGAAACACUUGUUCUGUUCCUACGGUGAUGGCUCUUCCUUCACUAUCCUUUCUCUUCAUCUUCUUCUCCUUCAUCGUCUCCCUCUCACACUCAAUACCCUUCAUUCUUCUUCAUGGAAUUGGGGAUCAGUGCUCUAACCGUGGAGUGAAAAGAUUCACACAGAAAUUGAGCAGCUUCUCCGGUGCUGAAGGAUAUUGUGUUGAGGUUGGAAAUGGAUCAUGGGAUUCAUGGUUUUUGUCUUUGAAAGAGCAGACUGAGAUUGUUUGUGAAAAGGUGAAGCAAAUGAAAGAAUUGAAGGAAGGAUACAACGUCGUUGGACUUUCCCAGGGAAAUUUAAUUGGUCGAGGCGUGGUGGAAUUUUGUGAAGGAGGACCUCCUAUUAAAAACUUUAUCUCUUUAGCAGGCCCUCAUGCUGGUACUGCUUCAGUUCCCCUAUGUGGUUCAGGUAUCUUAUGCGUUCUUGCAGAUAACCUCAUCAAGGGAGAGGUUUACAGUGACUAUAUUCAAGAACACUUAGCUCCUAGUGGAUAUCUUAAAUUACCAAAUGCCAUACCUGAUUAUUUGGAGAAGUGUAGAUUUCUCCCAGUGCUUAAUAAUGAAAUACCAGACCAAAGAAAUUCCACUUACAAGGAAAGAUUUAGUAGCUUGCAGAACUUGGUACUUAUCAUGUUUGAGCACGACACUGUUUUAAUACCAAAGGAAACUUCCUGGUUUGGAUAUUACCCAGAUGGCUUCUUCAAGCCAGUUCUACCACCACAAUCGACAGAACUCUACAUUGAGGACUGGAUAGGCUUAAGAACUCUAGAUGAAGCUGGCAAAGUUCACUUUAUUAGUGUUCCAGGAAAGCAUCUUGAAAUCUCCCAGGAGGACAUGAAAAAGCAUGUAGUGCCAUAUUUGAAGGAUCAAACAUCCACAAAAGAUAGCACCAAUAAAGGUAGGCUCAGGAGGAGAGAAAGUAAUCGUAAAGUUAUUCCAAGCAACACGAUGGAACAAUCUCAAAUGGUGGAGAUAGAACCAUCAACCACUCCAUUACUUGAUGGAUCUUUGUCAUAUUGGUGGUCUGCACCAUUCAAGGCUUUCAUUGCUGAAGUGAUUGGCAUUAAUGAAGAGGAAUCUACAUAAAAGAAAUCAUCAUGUUGUACUUCAUUGUUAAACUAAAUUUAUUAAAUUGAGCAGAAAUGUAUUUGGAUGGAUCAAAAUAUGUAGUUCAGUAGUUGCAUCAAAUUAUAUAGACACACCAUAAGAGUGUGAUAUAUGUUGAUAUAUUAGUUCAUCACAGACAUCAAAGAAUAUUCUUCACUUGAAAGGCUUAGGUUCCUGCUAAUUUAUGUGAACACUCAAUUUUAUUUGA
Molecule: messenger RNA, 1427 nt
Organism: Cajanus cajan (pigeon pea)
Lineage: Eukaryota; Viridiplantae; Streptophyta; Magnoliopsida; Fabales; Fabaceae
Cellular component (GO): intracellular membrane-bounded organelle
Molecular function (GO): palmitoyl hydrolase activity; thiolester hydrolase activity
Source: RefSeq, a predicted model, not a curated record